AUGCCAACUGACUUUCAAGUACCUCAACAUACCACCGCUGAGCCAUUCAUGCUGGAUACUACUAUGCAAGGGAAGGUGGAAAUGGGUGAAUCUUCCGCCCCAAUGGAUAAAAACUUGUUGAAAAGAUUGAAUAAAUUUGAUGAAUUCAUGAGAAAAAGCCAAGGAAUGAGCAAGCCUGGAGGCUUAGACUAUGAUGAACUAUGUCUUUUUCCAGAUAUGCAAUUGUCUUUGGGUUUUAAAACACCCAAAUUUAGUAAAUAUGAUGGAACUGGCAACCCCAAAACGCAUCUUAGACUAUUUGCAAACAAGUUGGGACAGCCAGUAAGUGAUGAAAAUUUGCCUAUACGUUUAUUCCCAAAGAGUUUGGAGGGAGAUGCUCUAGACUGGUAUUCUAAUUUGAAGCCUGAAGAAAUGAAAACAUGGUUGGAUUUGUCAACCGCCUUCGUGAGACAAUACGAGUACAAUUGUGAACUUGCUCCCACAAGAACCACACUUGAAGGCACUAAAAAAAAACCAUCUGAAGAUCAUAAGAUAUAUGUCAAGCAAUGGCGAAAAAUGGCAGCUAAGGUGGAACCUCCGAUGACUGAAGAGGAAAUUGUCCGUACUUUUAUUAAGGCACAUGAUCCACCAUAUUUUGAGGAGAUUUUUCACAUGAUCGGGUGUUCAUUUGUGGCAAUUAUCAAUAAGUUGGAGGAAUAUGAUGAAUAUGUCAGGGCAGAAAAAAUCGUCAAUGUAUCAGUUUUAAAAUCACAAUUGGACGCCUUGUAA
Coffea eugenioides is the source of this 768-nucleotide messenger RNA. RefSeq lists its product as uncharacterized. The transcript has a single exon. Bases 1 to 768 code for a protein of 255 amino acids. The record is from RefSeq and is a predicted model, not a curated record. NCBI's taxonomy places the organism in Eukaryota, Viridiplantae, Streptophyta, Magnoliopsida, Gentianales, Rubiaceae.